AUGGCCCCAUCCUCAGUAAAUGGUAAUAUGCAACUGCUGGGUAUACCAGAUAGUCAACCGAAUGGAAACUCCACUAAUAUUGACACUAUUAAUAUAGAAAAUUUAUUACUUCGGGAUGACGAUAUUUUCCAAACAUCAUUGAAUUCUGAGGAUUAUCUAGAAAGUUUGGCUCCUAUAAUCAAAGAUGCAUUAAAGGUUAAUGGCUUGUCUGAGCUUAUAUAUAAACUUAAUGAAAUAGUGAAGAAUAAAGAUGAUGAAUUGAAUGAUUUGUCGUUAAGUUCUACUCAAGAUAUAAACUCUUGUAUUGAUUCUAUUGAUAAUAUCCACGUGGAAUCAUACGAUUUAAACCAAAAUCUACUGCAAAUUAGUCAAUUCUUAAAUAAAUCGGUUCAUGAAUUGAUCACUAGAAAGAAAAAUUUAAUUAAAAGCAAAGAGGUUACAAGUAAGAUUAAUGAAACGAACGUGACACUCAAUUUAUGUAUUCAAGUCCUAGAAAUUACAAAUAAGAUUCAUGAAUUAAUAAAGCAAAAUAAUUACUUUAGUGCGUUGAAAUUAAUUGAUGAAUUAACCAAUAUACAUUUACCAAAAGUUGAAAAUUUUAGUUUUGCUGUUAAAAUUUAUGAUUCUAUCCCACACUUAACGAAGAUGAUUAAAGACGAAUCAUUCGAGAACUUAGGUAAAUGGCUUGCAAUUAAUUUAGAACGUAAGUUAGUAGCAAUUGGUGAAGCUCUUUUUGAUAAUUUAUUUCUUUUACAACAGAAUUGGGAAAAGAUUAAAAAAAGUAAGGAUUCAUCGGCGACCUUUAUACCUUAUAAAUUAAAUUCGCCAGUUGAGUUAUCAAUGCGCGAUCCAUCCUCCAAUUAUAAUAUUUUUGAUGAUCAAGCAUUAAAAAUUAGCUUGUCCAGUCUUUUCGAUGCUAUAUUGGUGUAUCAAACUUUAAAUGAAGAGGACCUAUUGUCGAGAUUGUACCAUAAAGAAUGGAUGAAGAAAUACAAUCGUGUAAUUUAUCCUAUAACCUCUUCCGUGAAAUCUUCAGCAGUACAAGGAAAUAAUCCAAUUGAUAAUGUAAUAACCGAAUUUAAUAACUUACCAAGCUUGGACGAAUAUUUGAAAAAAAUAAGUGCAUUUUUUGUUAUGGAUAAACAAAUAAACCUUGCCACUAAAUUCCAGUUACGUUCUCAUGCAAAUUCUAAUGACUUGUGGGAUUCAUAUGCUAUCAAAUUAAAGCCUGUAUUAAUCAAUUAUUUGAAAACUCAUAAAUUAGAUGCUAAUGAGCUAAAUGAUUUCAAAGAUCUUAUUGGUAAUUUCUUACAGAUAAUGGAAAAUAGUGGCUAUAAAAUAUUUGAUCUCUACGAAAUUUUAAUGAUUAUUUUCCAAGAUUAUUUUGGUCCUGAUUUAAUACAGCAAUUCCGUUUGGACUUCAUUGAAUCAAUCCAGUCUGAUCAUUACAUGCCAUUAGUGGUUCAAGACAAGCGUGAUUAUGAGAAUGUCAUGAAGAUUUGCUGGUAUAAAUCUGAUGCACCUUUCGCACCUCAAAAUGUCCACUCGAUGCCUAUAAGUUUCCCAUUUAGUGAAGAUUAUGUUCAUUAUUGCUUAGGUGUACGAUCAUUAUUAGAAGAAAUAAUACAAUUUAUAAGCCAGCAUUACAGUUACAAUGUCAAUGAAAUCAAUAACUUCAUUGUUAAUGAUAUAUUCGAAAAAGUACUAGGCAAUGAAAAGGGAGUAGGAAUAAACUAUGAUAUACAAGAAUUCAUUGAUAAGAAUUCCAACAAUAAGGAAGUUAUGGCCCAAAGUUACACUAAUUUGGAGUAUUAUUUAUUCAGUCUUUACGAAAUUGGUAAAUUAAUUAAUCGUCGUUUAAGAUUGAAUACGGGUACCGGUGUUCAUAAUAUAGAUGCUAAUGGCACAUUUACAUUAAAAGCAAUUGAUUUGUUCACAAGCGUUAGGAAAUUUUCCGAAGAUACAAUUUUCCAAAUGGUUGAUAAUAAAAUUAGAGAAUUGUUGGAUAUGGUGGAGUAUGAUGAUUGGUUGCCAGAAGUUGCAAAUAAAGAAGCAAAUUAUUCUAUUAAGGAUUUUGCACUUUUCUUGGAGAACUUGUUCAAAUCUAUAUUUUCAAAUUUACCACUGUCAUUCAGAACAUUAGGGUUAUUUAGAAGUUAUGAUUUUGUGGCAGAGCAUUUCUUGAAUAUCUUGAAAAAUGUCGAUAAAUAUAAUCGAACAGCCAUAGAGAAUUUUGAUUUGGACAUCAGAUAUUUAGAAGAAUCCAUGAGUAAUUUAUAUUCUACUCAAGAUAGCACGCCAAGCAAUAAUGAGGCUGGUGGAGCGGUAGCAUUACAGUCGACUUUUACAGAAUUGAGACAAUGUAUUGAUUUAUUAAAAUUGAGUAGUUACGAAGAUUUUAUUAAAAAUCCUUCAUUUAGGAUGAGAAAAUUUGAUAGAGUUAGGUUGGAAGACGGUUUAAAGCUUAUUUCCAAAAUGCAACAACCAAUAGAAGAGGACGAUGAAGAUGCAAACAUAUCUACUCAUGAAGAAAGUAUGAACACCUCAACAAACAGUAUUGACCUGCAAAAUCAAUCUAUGCUUUCCAAUUCAGCAUCAACCAAAUUUGCUAAAUUCAGUAGCAAAUUUAGAAGAAAAAACGACUUUGACAAUUACUAA
This is a messenger RNA of Debaryomyces fabryi, 2658 nucleotides long. RefSeq names its product Rab GTPase-binding exocyst subunit (gene SEC15). Gene Ontology annotation, cellular component: exocyst; membrane. Gene Ontology annotation, biological process: exocytosis; Golgi to plasma membrane transport; intracellular protein transport. The record is from RefSeq and is a predicted model, not a curated record. NCBI's taxonomy places the organism in Eukaryota, Fungi, Ascomycota, Pichiomycetes, Serinales, Debaryomycetaceae. The transcript has a single exon. The coding region runs from base 1 to 2658 and encodes 885 amino acids.